This is a messenger RNA of Oncorhynchus nerka (sockeye salmon), 2456 nucleotides long. RefSeq lists its product as uncharacterized. The transcript is spliced from 4 exons. The record is from RefSeq and is a predicted model, not a curated record. The coding region runs from base 1245 to 2408 and encodes 387 amino acids. Lineage: Eukaryota; Metazoa; Chordata; Actinopteri; Salmoniformes; Salmonidae.
UCUCAUUUUUUUUUUUUUUUUAAGUCUCCCCCUUUUUCUCUCGCUCUCUCCCACUUUUUUCUCUCCACUCUCUCCCACUUUUUCUCUCUCCCCCUUUUGCUCUUUCUCUCUCCCUUUUUCCCUACCUUUCUUGUUUAUUUCCUUUAUCUCAAUACAGCUACAUGGCCUGGUUCAGGACAUACCAAGUAAAGCCGGGGACCUCAAUGGCCACUUCAAGGUCUAUGUCCAACUCAGGGACACAGCAACAGCUGUAGAGCCUCCUAAUCCAUCUGCCGAGCCAUCAGAUCAGGAGUUGCUGUCUAUCUGCCUGGGUUUUGACCAAGGUACACUAUGUUGUGGCACUUUAUUGUUUAUUUCUGUUGAGAAGAAUAUACAUAUGAAAUGACCUUUCCCCUAAUAACUAUCUGUUGUUGUUAGCAUUAACGGGAUACAUUUUAAAGUAGUAAGGUAAGUGGUAAAUUGUUAAAACACCUCCUUCCUAGCUGGGCUUAGAAAUCACUGUAGAAUUUCUAAUUGUUGCAUCCAUUUUGCUUGACACAUAAAAAUCCUUCCUCAUCUUUUUGUGGAAUGAUGUGUUUACUGUAGCUUGUCUUGUCACCAUUCCAACCUGUAUUUCAGUCUGCAUCACUUUGCUUGGCCUAUUCCUUGCUUGUAGAUGUCUACCCACUAUACAUCUAUCGUUUGUAGCUUUUAAAUGUAGAUUGUGUUUAACCCAGAUUCCUAACCUCUACCACUGAUAACACUGAUCAAAACUAAACCAAAGUGCAUUGUCUGUCAACAGGCUGUUAACAUGUUUUGAAGCUGAAGCUCUAUUCUAAUUGAAUAAUUUCACUUGUUUCUCUGAAAUAUUUUGUGAGACUAACUCCUGUGCUCCUGUAGCAGGUCCUACUGCCACCGCACCCCCUGCUGUGCUAGCUCCUACUGCCACCACACCCCCUGCUAUGCUAGCUCCUACUGCCACCACAACCCCUGCUAUGCUAGCUCCCACUGCCACCACAACCCCUGCUAUGCUAGCUCCUACUGCCACCACACCCCCUGCUGUGCUAGCUCCUACUGCCACCACACCCCCUGCUGUGCUAGCUCCCAAAGGAGCAGCAAGAGUGGGUCAGUCGGGCCAUUUUCAUAAGAGACAAGCAGCUCAAAUGUGUCCUGAAAAGCCAGCUUGAGCUGUGGUACUCCCCUCCUCUGCCUCCUAACCACAGCCAUAAGUCUCCAGCUUCUCCCUCCGGCCAUUCUGCCUCUGGAUGCCCUACCGCCUGUGGACCUUUAAGUUUGUGUGCGCCCAGCCACAGUGCGCCCAGCCACAGUGCACCCAGCCACAGUGCACCCAGCCACAGUGCACCCAGCCACAGUGCAAGCGUCAAAAUCUCACAGGCUGUGGGGUGUACAAGACAGUCCGGAGGGUGCUUGACAUGGACGGCUGGUAUUAUAUGGGGACAGAGUAUUCUUACAGAGGUUGGUAUUAUAUGGGGACAGAGUAUUCUUACAGAGGCUGGUAUUAUAUGGGGACAGAGUAUUCUUACAGAGGCUGGUAUUAUAUGGGGACAGAGUAUUCUUACAGAGGCUGGUAUUAUAUGGGGACAGAGUAUUCUUACAGAGGCUGGUAUUAUAUGGGGACAGAGUAUUCUUACAGAGGCUGGUAUUAUAUGGGGACAGAGUAUUCUUACAGAGGCUGGUAUUAUAUGGAGACAGAGUAUUCUUACAGAGGCUGGUAUUAUAUGGGGACAGAGUAUUCUUACAGAGGCUGGUAUUAUAUGGGGACAGAGUAUUCUUACAGAGGCUGGUAUUAUAUGGGGACAGAGUAUUCUUACAGAGGCUGGUAUUAUAUGGGGACAGAGUACCUGGAGUGCCGCCUCUGUAAGAAGCUACUAGCAGGAUGGUCGCUGGAGGUCUUGAACCAGCUGGACACAAGUCAUCGCUCCAUGUUCCCAGCCAUCUUGACUUACAGGCUGUCCUGUGACCUGAAGGUGGUCACACCUCCUCCCUUUUUGGAUGUGCCCUCAGCCCAGUGGCUGCUGACUGUCCACGGCUACGACGUUCUGUUCCAGCUAGAGGACUUCAAGGCCAGAGUCACCUCCAUCUUUGGGUCCAUCCUGAAGAUGGAUUCAACCAAGAAGGUGACCAAGAAACUAGCUGGGACAGCAGCGUGGGCCACAAAUGUUGUCAAUGAGUACGGCCAGGUGCUCAUUAAGGUCCUCACUGACAGCGAAGGAGAGGGUCUGCUCGACAUGGCAGCUGGCCUCCAGCAGCGCUACAGUAGAUCUUUCCACCUCCACCACUUCAUUCCUUGUAUUUUAAAUGUAAAACUGGGUCAUGUCGUUAUGUCAUGUUGUGUGUUAACAGCUGUGUGCAUGGGAGGAGUUAUUAUUUCUUCUUCAUGUUGUCAUCAUCUACAUCGGCUGAUGUAAAAAGGGCUUUAUAAAUACAUUUGAUUGAUUGAUUGAUUGAUCUACAGG